Mesoplodon densirostris (Blainville's beaked whale) is the source of this 883-nucleotide messenger RNA. RefSeq names its product TNF superfamily member 10 (gene TNFSF10). The transcript is spliced from 5 exons. Gene Ontology annotation, cellular component: membrane. Gene Ontology annotation, biological process: immune response. Gene Ontology annotation, molecular function: tumor necrosis factor receptor binding; CD40 receptor binding. NCBI's taxonomy places the organism in Eukaryota, Metazoa, Chordata, Mammalia, Artiodactyla, Ziphiidae. The coding region runs from base 14 to 883 and encodes 289 amino acids. The record is from RefSeq and is a predicted model, not a curated record.
CUCUGACAGGACCAUGGCCCUGAUGCAGGCUCCAGUGGGCCCCAGCCCUGGGCAGACCUGCGCACUGAUCCUGAUCUUCACAGUGCUCCUGCAGGCCCUCUGUGUGGCCGUGACUUACAUGUACUUCACCAACGAGCUGAAGCAGAUGCAGGACAAGUACUCCAAAAGUGGCAUCACUUGCUUCUUAAAGGACGAUGACAGUUCUUGGGAUGCCAGUGAUGACGAGAGUAUGAUCAACCCCUGCUGGCAUGUGAAGUGGCAACUCCGUCAGUUUGUUAGAAAGAUCAUUUUGAGAACCUAUGAGGAAGCCAUUCCUUCAAUUCCAGGUAAAAAGCAACAGAAUAUUCCUCACCUAGAAAGAGAAAAAGGUCCUCAGAGGGUAGCUGCUCACAUAACUGGGACCAAUCGGAAAAGCACAUUCUCAGUUCUAAGCUCCAGGAAUGAAAAAGCUUUGGGCCAGAAAAUAAAUUCCUGGGAGUCGUCAAGAAAAGGACAUUCAUUCUUGAAUAAUUUGCACUUGAGGAAUGGGGAGCUGGUUAUCCACCAAACAGGGUUUUAUUACAUCUAUUCCCAAACAUACUUUCGAUUUCAGGAAACUGAGGAGGUUUUGGGAACAGUUUCAACAGAAGAGAACAGAAAGAAAAACAAACAAAUGGUACAAUAUAUUUACAAAUGCACAAGCUAUCCUGACCCCAUACUGCUGAUGAAAAGUGCUAGAAAUAGUUGUUGGUCUAAAGAUUCAGAAUAUGGACUCUAUUCCAUCUAUCAAGGUGGAAUAUUUGAGCUUAAGGAAAAUGAUCGAAUUUUUGUCUCUGUAACUAAUGAGCAAUUGAUUGACAUGGACCAAGAAGCCAGUUUUUUCGGGGCCUUUUUAAUUGGCUAA